Molecule: messenger RNA, 9376 nt
Organism: Pecten maximus
Lineage: Eukaryota; Metazoa; Mollusca; Bivalvia; Pectinida; Pectinidae
Product: oxysterol-binding protein-related protein 8-like
Exons: 21
Coding region: 186-2759 (857 amino acids)
Cellular component (GO): cytosol; intracellular membrane-bounded organelle; membrane
Molecular function (GO): cholesterol binding
Source: RefSeq, a predicted model, not a curated record
GACCACGGGGAAACAACUCUUUACUUAGAGGUCGCCCUGCGUUCAACUUCCUGUAAAGAUGUUCUAGCUAAUUCGUGUAAAUAUCAUUUAUGAAGAAAAACAGUUCAGCUUGAUGUGGUAAUGAAGACAGUAAUGGAAACACAGCCACAUAUGUAGACUGACUGUGAGCUGCUGUUGGGUGCAGCAUGUCUCGACACUCUAGUGGUGGAGAGGUACCCACAGGGACCUGGUUACUAAAAAAUAACGGACAGUUCUCAAAUGAGGACGACCUGUUGUUAGAUAUAGGCAGUCCAAUGUUGAGCUCUUCGUUGUCUUCUCCCUCAUUUUCCCUCCAGAGGAAUCGUGCCAGCUCUGAAUCCAAGCUGUUUACCCCUCCUGCUGAGAAACGUACAGGAAUGCCCUCCAAAAUGUCCAAACGAGAAUCAUUAAAGGUACAAAAGAAGUACUAUCGCAAUCAGAAGAAACAAGCGACCAAAGAGUUAAUGAGCACACAUAAGGAUUCCUCAGUCAUUGUGCUGGCUGAUUGGCUCAAGGUCCGCGGGACCCUAAAGAGCUGGACCAAGUUGUGGUGUGUUCUGAAACCGGGUCUUCUCGUACUCUAUAAGAGCGAGAAACAGAAAAGUAGUCAUUGGGUUGGCACCGUUCUACUGAACACAUGCAGGCUGAUAGAGCGACCAUCCAAAAAGGAUGGUUUCUGCUUCAAACUUUUCCAUCCACUGGACCAAUCCAUCUGGGCUACAAAGGGACCAAAAGGGGAGACAAUUGGUGCCAUAGUUCAGCCAUUGCCAUAUUCUUACCUCAUCUUCCGAGCCCUGUCAGAAUCUGCUGGGAAGUGUUGGAUGGAUGCCCUUGACUUGGCCCUUCGCUGUACCGGACUACUGAUGAAGUCUAUGAAGAAGGACCCCCACUUGGUACAGGGGGAGAACCCUGAUACACCUGACACACUUUUACCCCCUACCACAGACCAAGACCAACUGAAUGACAGCGACUGUGAGAAACAUUUCGCUGGUGUAGACCUUGAGGAGGAUAGUCGGACAGACAGGGAGGAGGUGAAGACGGAUUCUGAAUCAGACACAGAGGAAGAGGAUGAUAAAGUGUUUGAUGAAGUCAGUCAGCCAAGUGAGACGUCAUACAUGGAGAAUGUGGUCGAGGAAUUGGGACAGCAGGGAGAUGCUUGUCAAACAGAAGAAGUUGAUGAAGAGAACAAAAGCCUUAUCUGGACCUUGGUUAAGCAGGUGCGGCCAGGUAUGGAUCUAUCUAAAGUGGUGCUGCCUGCCUUUAUCCUCGAACCUCGCUCCUUCCUAGAUAAACUGUCUGAUUACUACUAUCAUGCUGAUAUUCUAUCUGAUGCUGUUACCCUAGAGGACCCCUACUCCAGAAUGAAAGGUGUUAUCAAGUGGUACCUGUCAGGCUUCUACAAAAAACCAAAAGGCCUGAAGAAGCCAUACAACCCCAUCAUAGGGGAGACAUUUAGAUGCUACUGGCAGCACACCAAGACAAAGAGUCGCACAUUCUACAUAGCUGAACAAAUAUCUCACCACCCUCCAGUGACAGCCUUCCAUGUGACUAAUCGACAUGACGGCUUUACAAUCAGUUCAAGCAUUCUGACCAAAUCCAAGUUCUAUGGAAACUCCCUGUCUGCCAUUUUGGAUGGGACCGCCAAAUUAACAUUCCUAAAGCGAGGAGAGGAUUAUCUUGUAACUAUGCCAUAUGCUCACUGCAAAGGAAUUCUCAUUGGUACACUGACUAUGGAGAUGGGAGGCAAAGUGGCCAUCGACUGUCCAAAAACAGGGUACAGGUGUGAGCUGGAAUUUAAACUCAAGCCUUUCUUAGGGAGUGGUGCUGCAUCCAAUAGAAUAUCAGGGAAAAUCAAGAUGGGUUCUGACACCUUGGCCCAUGUAGAAGGUCACUGGGACCAGGAUGUGUUCCUCAAGGAGAAGGGGUCUUCGGAAAAUGAAUUAUUCUGGAGUCCGACACAAGAAGUGAAAAGUCAGAGGUUAAUUCGUUACACAGUACCAGUUGAUUCACAAGGAGACAUGGAAUCAGAGAGACUGUGGAGGCAUGUGAGUGAUGCGGUGGUAGUAGCUGACAUGACAAAUGCCACGCAAGAGAAGUUUAUACUGGAAGAACGUCAGAGGAAAGAGGCACGAGAGCGCAAGGCCAAGAUGGAAGAAUGGAUGCCACGCUUAUUUGAAAGGGAUCUUCUGACCGGAGAUUGGGUCUACAAAGAUAUAGAUAUGAGGCCAUGGGACCCAAGUAACGACCUGCUGCAAUAUGAGUCUAGCUACUGUAUUCAAACGUGGACACGUCACAAGACACCUGUUGUACGGACAUGUAGCAUCGCUAGUCUCGAGCAGCAGCCAGUGCCUACUGUUGGUCGUCAUGCACCCUGUAUCCAUAGAAACUCCGUAAAGAGGCUACGUAUUGUUGGGGAGGAGAGUGAAAGCUCAACGCCAGAGAUUGACACUCGACACAAUAGUGAUUCAUCAGACCAAACUAAAGCUCGAAGAAUCCAGCGAACAGCUUCCAAUAACAAGGCCCGACUCUCAGAGGAAACACUUUCAAGAGCCUUGCAGCCAUUGAUCGAAAUGCAAAAGGAGACCAACCAAUCAGUUCAGCUAUUACAAAAGCAAAUGUUUUUGCUAACCAAGCAGAAGGACCAGUCACAAGACAAUAAUGCUCUGGUCCAGAGCCGUGAUAUUUUUGUUGUGCUUGCUGUUGUUCUCUGUCAGGUCCUCCUACAGCUGCUGUGGAAAUGAUCUGUUGUUAACAAAAAUAUUGUUUAUUUAAAAGUUGUAUUAGCUGUGAUUCUCACUUUUAUUAAAUAAUGUAUGAUCACUCUUAUUAUCAUAAAGUGCAAUAGUGAUUUUGACAGACUCUAUUAUGAACUUGUUAAAGGUUAUUGGGGUCUAAAGCUAAAGGUUCUGUCUAAAACAGAUAGCAUUAUAUGUGUCUUGAGAAGUUCUUUGAGAUAAUUGUGGACAUGAAAGGAUAUUUUAAGAUAAUUUGGAUGUACCCCUUCUGAGAAAAAAGAUAACAUUUGUUUGAGAUUUGUAACCUUUUGAAAGAGAAGUGGUUAUCUUGCAUGAUAAGAUUCAUCAAUUUGUUAAUGAUGUAUGAUUAUUUUAUUUGCAGACAGUAAUAUAUACGUAUACUAAUACAACAGUUUAACUGACACCUCUGAUGCAGAUAAGUGGCCUAAUACACAUGAAAUAAGUUUGAUAGGUGAAACAGGGUAUUAUUUACCAAUCAUCAUCAGAUGGUGGAUUUCGAUAUUUGAAAUAUGUCGUCUCUAUUUCUUAGUCUAUGUCAAAUUACAUGCAGAGGUUCCUCUGUCCCUAGUUGUGCAUGUAGAUUUUCAGACUCUCUGGUAAAAUGACAGGAAGCCAAAUUUAAAUUUUGACAUUAUCAGUAUCUCUUGGAAUGUACAUGUUGUACGUGGGUAUUUACAAACUUUUGUGCAUUUAUGAAUUUAUUUAUUGAAUCUCAAACUUAUAUAGAACUAAAUUAGAUAAAGAUAAUACAAUUCUGGGCACCAACAUCCAAUGGAAUUCCUCUGGUAUCUUGUUUUUCAAUCUACAAGUAUAGAUGUACUCUUCAAAUAUCACUUUGACAUUGCAAAACGUCUUCAACUCAUGAGACCUGACAUUUCACUCUCCUUUUCUUAACAUGCUUCAAAAUUUUUCAAAAGUUUUUCUCAACCUCAUUCUUUUGAAUGAUUCAUACUUAAUUUGAAAAAAAAAAUAGUCUAAAUCUGAUACACUUUGCUACAAGGAAAUGUGGUAUUAGUGUAUAUAUGCUACUGUUUGUAAACAAAAAGACGGAGAAACAUUGUCAAUGGAAUGAAUCAAAGGGAGAUAACUGGAAUGAAUCAAAGGGAGAUAACUGUGUGGUUUGAAUAAAGAAAACUAGUGCAUCCAGGGUAUAGUAGGGAGCCACAUUGUAAAGUGGAACUGCAAUAUUGUUAUGGAUUUGUUACUGUUAUCCAAACAACUAUGGUUUUACAUGGUGGACGAUCGUUUUAUGUAUUUAAAUGUGUAAUGACCAAAAUGAAAUUAUUCUGUCUUUGUCACUGCUGAUUGAUUUCAUGAUAACCUAUGUUGAUUUCUGCUGUUGUUUUUCGUUAGUUAUGUUGUUACAGAAUCGAUUCUUGAUAUUGAAACAUACUGUAAGGAAAUGAAUUUCUGAAUGUGCAUUUGAUAUCGGAGUAGAAAUGAGGAAUUUCUUAUGUAAAAUAUGCAAAAUUGAACAUGAUAGAUAAGGCAGAGGUUAGAAAGUAACAGUAUAAUAAUAACCUAUAACUAUAUACAGUAAUACACCAACUUACUUUAAAUACCUAUAGUGUUUAUUCAGUCUUAUGGAUUGAUCUGGUUAUCUAUUCAAAUGCAAUAAUACCAAAGUUUAUUGGGAUGAAUCUAAUCAUUUUUUUGUCUUUUAUUGUUUGUGUUCAUUAAUUGUGCAAUUUCAGAUAUAUGUAUUCAGAUAUAUGUUUAAUUUUUAAAUAUAUUAUUUUGGAUUUUCACUACAGGUCUUUUUUGUGUGUAUAUUUAUCUCUUCACAUAAAUUUACAUGUUGAUAUGUAUUGCUAUGUAUUCUGUAUAUACACAUGUAUUACACAUGUACACACAUCAAACUGCACGCACCAGGUUUGAUCAGAUGAAUCACACAAGUUUUGAUAGAUGAAUCACUUUUUUCGACAAUUUCAUUGUCAGCUGAAAUCCAAUCAUCCUAGGCAAUAUCACAUUUCACUUUUAAUACUAUGAAAAAUAUUGAUAUUGUGAUCUGUACUUUUUGUUUAUUUCACCAAUAAAUGAUACGUUCUCUUGGUUCUUUAUUCAGUUGAAACAUGGCAGUGUAGUUUUAACUGUGAAAUAUAACCGGUAGUAUCACAGUCUUUAGUGAAGGUGACAAUUCAAUAGUACAGGUUUAUAAUUAUAACUUAAUAUCAGAUAUGGUUUGAUUUUCUGAAAUUCUCAUUGGCUAAAACAUGAUCAUGUGGAAGUUAAUAUUUUGAGGUAUUGACCUUAUGUUUCUGUUUUUAGAAACACUGAGUUAAUAUAGUGUCUAUUAUGUCAUUAUCAUUGUGAUGUCACAUUGCUUCAAUGUAAAUUUCCGGUUAUCAAGAUUGAUAUUAAAUAGUGCAAUCACACCCUUUUAAACAAGAUUCAUAUCUAAUAUAAAAUUAAGGACCUUUGAUUUGGUCAAUAUUGUGUUAUACCGACCAGAUUUGAAUUGUUAACCUCGUGGUUAAUAUUUCAUUGUACCACGUCGGUAUUAAACCAUAUUGACCUCAUUUAAGGUCCAUAAUUGAUGAAUUAAAAGCACUCCAUACUUAUGAUAUACAUACUGGUGUUCAUAGACGAAACACGGUACAAUAGAUUGUAAUGUGUGUAUCUCAUUAGCUUGAACAAUUGAUGAUUGAAAAAUAUGAACAUAUCAUUGCAGUUUGAAAUAUACUGUGCUGAAUAAGUUCUACUCGGAAACAGUGAGAGACACAGGAUAUUUAUCUAGUCAUAAUUAUAAAACUGUAACUAUCACUAUUUCAGAGUCCGGUCAGUACAUGUUGUCUCAUGACAAUUUGAUCACCAGGCAAGUGGAUCUGGGGAUGUUUUUGUUUAUCACAGUUUGAGAAGGGGCCAGUUUCAUCAAAAUUCUUUAUAGCAAUUCUUUAACUUAAAAUGUUCCAUAGUAAAGCAUUAUAGAUCUAAAGGAAGGUUCCUUAACUGAGCUUUCUUUUUUAAAUUUUAAUUCUCUCCCAUGGGAAAUAUUUUAAAUUAAGUAAUUUCCUUAAGUUAGUAAAACUGGGGCUAGCUAAUCCCAUACUAAAAUACUUUGAAGAUUUAUAUCACAAUUUUCAACAUUUAUUAUCAGACACAUGCAUUUAUAUUUCUAUUCCUUGUGGAACUUCGAGGUUUGACAAUUAACAAAAAUUUAAAUAUCUGAUUAGAAAUCAAAAAUCAUGAUAUGAACCUUCUAAGUCUUACAUUAUAGGACUACAUGGCCAGCUGGAUCAGAGUUGUCAAUUAUAGUAAAUAUGGACCCAGUGAUCUAAAUUUGUUUCCUUACAAUCCUUGUAAGAAUGUACAGCUACAUGUUCCUCAGACUUGCAUGUAUAUUUGAUAAAUAGCCAUAUGUUGGAAUUCUGGCAGCCAAUACCUGAAAAAAGACAGCAAAUUAAAUCAUUUGAUGAUGUGAAUUUCUCCUAAAUCACAAUGUUUGGUAUUGUCAGACUGACAAAGCUUUUCACACUGACUAGAUUCUGGCUGUUAAUAGGACGUUAUAUAAACCAAACUCUAGGUUCUUACAUGAUUGAUAGAUCACUUUAUUGGAUUUUUUUUCUGUCUUGUAUUUUAUUUAAAGUACUCUGUGGAAAUUUUUCAGAAUUUUUGAGAACAUUUUAUUACUUAAUGAUGUAUACAUGCAUUUAAUUUAGUAAAGAUAUACACAAUUAUGUACAGUUUCAAACUUUUUCACAACUGCUCAACUGGAAAAAAAUAUUAGUGUUAUGGUCCAUAUGUUUAUUGUAUUAUAAUGAUUAGAUACAUUUUGAAAACUGUCUCAAUAUUUCAGGUAUUAGAAUUUGAAUUUAUUAUGUUCAAUACGGUAAUAUUUAUACAGAUUAUUCAAGUAUCUAAAUUAAAUGAAGUUCAAACUUUUACAGAAAACCAGAUUUUGGUUGAUGGUUCAGGAAAUGUUUUGUAUUUCUUAACAUGUUUUUAUCCCAGAAAGUGCAACUUAUGCCAUUAGAAUUGUUUGUCAUUUCAAGAAUUAUCAGAGCCUUUAUGAGUUUUAUAGUGAUAGCCAAGUUCUAUGCUCUGUAGUCAUCUUUCAUGCAAUAAUACAUUUUAGAACAAAAUCUUACUUAUCAAUAUCAUUUAAAGAAUUGUAGAUAAAAAGGAAAAAAAUCCUGCCCAUAGAAAAGGUUUUACCUUAUUAAUGCAUAAUACAAAUUCCAAUAUACAGUGUUAGAAAUUAAAGUAAUUCAAAUAUAGGUAGUUAUGUUUGUGUAGUAAUAUGUCGAACUGGGACCAGAAAAUAUGGCUGCUCAUAUACAUGGACUACCUUUGGGCUAUUUCAGUAAAAUAUCUACCCCACCCCAGGACUCAAGUUUUUGUUUAGGGGUACUACCUAUAGAAUUUCUUUUGAUAAUUUCCAUUAUAUGUUAUAGAAGUAAGAGGUAGGAAACCGAACCAUGGACAGAAGGGAAUUCUUUCUAAAUAUCUGGGGGCAGGUAGAUGUUUGAAUGGAAUAGCCCCAACGAUGCAUGCUAAAGUUGAACUACAAGUAUUUAUCAUAACUGCCCAGUCAUCUAUAUUUUGGAGACUUCAAUAUCAGUUAAGUAUCCAAUAAAUUGUUAGAAUUCUAAUUUUGAACAUUUUCUGGUGAACAAAUGUUUAAACUAUUUGUGUAUUGUUGUUUAGGUUCAAUUGUUAUAUGUGUGCCUCUUGAAGUUAAGACACAAACAAGCAAGAAUAAUUUGUGUGCUAGGAUGCAAACAUGGCACGAUUUAACUUUCAAUAUCCUUUCACAAUAGUUACUCUACACAAAUAUGAAAAGUCACAUCUAUGUUUUAAUUAGUAUAAAUUCUUUGUUCAUUUGUAUGAUAUGCUUUUAUUUCCAGUUUCAGUUUAUCAGUUUCAUCACAGAGUUUGACCUAGGUAUAUGACACAAGCCGCUAUCAUACUACACUACUUGUAGACUUAUAAUUCAUUGUAUGAGCUCAAAUGUAUGUUGUACAUCCAGACCAUAAUCUGUUGUAACAGGGUAAAGAUACUUGCCCAUUUACCAUUUAAUAUUGGUAUAUAUGUUUGUGUACAAAUAAAAUGUACACAUUUUUCACAAAAUAAUCUCUGCUACACAUACGAUUUGACCCCAUUGAUUUCUAGAUAAUUAAGUAGCUAGCUAAACUUUAUUGAGUUUCUGCAAUUACAUAGCUGGCAAUAAUGUCCUACAUGUUCUCAAGGUCUACAACAUAUGAUGUCUUCAUAUGGAUAGAGGAAAUACAUGUAACAGUGAAAUUGCUAAUGUAUACAUUAGUUAGAAUAUCAACCUUAACAUGUUCUUAGCCACUACUUAGUUCACAAACUUGACUAUCUUUCUACCGAGUAUACUGAUGACAUUGUCACACAGCACUAUAGUUCACUGUUAUAAAGGUCUAAAUUGGUAUUAGGGUCUAAUGUGGUUAGGUAAAAAAUCAAACAUCCAAUUUGUGAUUAUAGAACUCUGGGUUUGUUUAACAUUAACUCUGCAGCAUAAUGAUUUCAGCUAGACUCUCAUACUUGCUGAACUUUUCAGAGAUUUGGUUCUGAGGACGGCAUACCUAGUAUGCCGAAACAUGUAAACCAUUAAACCAGUUGAAGAUCUUCCUGCGGAUGUUGUCUGGUCAUCUUUACUUAUUGUUUUCAGAGAAAUGUUUAGUUGUUUUUAACAAUUCUUGUCACGUAAUACAUUGUAUGUCAAUCACAUUAAAUUAAUCACAUACAGGAACUACUUAAUACAGUUUGGUUAUACCAACACCCUGUCUAGUGAGACCAAUAUAUGUACCCAAAAGGUUGAUAGGUUAGUAAAAUUUCGUUAAACCAUUGGAAUAAAUUUGCAUGAUAUAAAAAACACAUGUUAAUUAAGAAAGUGAUAUAAGCGUGAUUAAAUAUUCUUAAAAUGUAAUGAUGUAAUUAUUGGUAUACAAUUAAAGUGAAAAUGACAUUUAAAUUCAGAUGUUGAAAUGUGAUUUUGUGGCCUUGGCUUUAUAAACCCUUUUCAAAUUCUUGUUACAAUACGACUUCUAAAGAAUACAAAAAAAUGUACAAAGUAUACUGAAAGGAAAAAGGAAAUGCAAUUAGAAAUUAAUUGGUUUAUAAAAAUUAAAAAUAUAUAUGUUACAGAGUGUAAAAAUGGUAUAGUUGUUAGAUAGGCAACCACCCAGUCAUGUGGAAAUUUCAUCCACGUGUACGUUAAGUACGCUCGUUAAAUUUCAAAAACUGAAGAAAUCCAACAUGCUUUCUUGUGUUAAAAAUUCCAGAUGUAGGUUUUGCCACCUGCCACCUCUGUAUUACCGGGAAUUCGAAGGACAUGCAUCUUCUUAACCAAUGAAAACAAAAAAACUACUGUAGAUUUUAAUGUGAAAAAGGAAAAUACAACCAGAGUACAGUCUAGAUGGUGUUGAGCAGAUUUUCGGAUGUUGUUUAUGAAGCUCGACCAUUUAUGCAGAUCUAGUUCUAUGAUUACAAUGGAUGUCUGUUUAACUUAAACACUUAAGUAGUGCUAUAUUUUGUUGGUGUUAUGUACUAUACAAUAUGCUAUUUUAAGUAAUUAAUUAUUAUAUUUCCAGGUUGUCAAAUAUUUGACCAAUUUAUGAAUAAAAUAUGGUCCAACUUGU